This is a messenger RNA of Pistacia vera, 1208 nucleotides long. Its product is annotated as metalloendoproteinase 3-MMP-like. The record is from RefSeq and is a predicted model, not a curated record. The transcript has a single exon. Gene Ontology annotation, molecular function: zinc ion binding; metalloendopeptidase activity. Gene Ontology annotation, cellular component: extracellular matrix. NCBI's taxonomy places the organism in Eukaryota, Viridiplantae, Streptophyta, Magnoliopsida, Sapindales, Anacardiaceae. Bases 46 to 987 code for a protein of 313 amino acids. Gene Ontology annotation, biological process: extracellular matrix organization; proteolysis; collagen catabolic process.
ACAACUAACAAGAGCUUCUCCAGUUAAUUGGUGAAUCGAUUAGCAAUGGCAUCUAAAGCUUUUCCCCUCCUCUCUUUCACCCUCUUUGCAGUCCUCCUUUCACUCUUCGCUAAUUCAGUUUUAGCAGACCCCAUUGACAAAAGGAUCCAAUCACCAUUUCAGUUCAUCAACCAUCUCAAAGGUUGUCACAAAGGUGAAAAGGUUAAAGGCAUCCAUAACCUCAAAAAGUAUCUCGAAAAUUUCGGUUACUUGAACUAUAAAAACUCCAAAAAUCAAACACAUGCCAAUGAUGAUGAUUUUGAUGAUCUCUUAGAGUCUGCCAUCAAAACCUACCAGAAAAAUUAUCAUCUUAAAGCCACUGGAGUUUUGGAUGCCAAAACUGUUUCAAAGAUGACAAUGCCUCGAUGUGGAGUAGCAGAUAUUAUUAAUGGCGCAACUCGGAUGCGGUCUGGCCACAAAAGACACCACAAUGCCUCCAGCCAUUUCCAUAAUGUCGCUCACUAUUCAUUUUUCCCCGGAAACCCUAAGUGGCUAGCAAACAAGUACCAUCUCACCUAUGCCUUUCUUCCAGGGACUCGAGCUGAUGCCAUGAACCCUGUUGCUAGAGCUUUCACGACAUGGGCUGGAAAUACACAUUUCAAAUUCACAGAGACUCAGGACGAUAGAAAUGCCGAUAUCACUGUUAGUUUCCACAGCGGUGAUCAUAGAGAUGGUCACCCCUUUGAUGGUCCUGGCGGAACUCUUGCUCAUGCUUAUGCCCCAAUGGACGGAAGGUUCCAUUACGAUGCAGAUGAGACAUGGUCUGUGGCUGCAACCCAAGGCUCAUUUCACUUGGAGACUGUUGCAUUGCAUGAAAUUGGGCAUCUUCUUGGACUUAUGCAUAGCUCAGUUGAAGGGGCUAUCAUGUACCCUUCCAUUACUCAAGGAAGAACAAAGGGCUUGCAUGCUGAUGACAUUCAAGGCAUAAGGACUUUAUAUAAUGCUUGAAGAGUACUGGAACUUCACUUUUAAGUGAAAAGAAUAACUGAGAUUACGGUACCAGAAUAAAUGCAGAGGAAACACAGAAGCUCUGUUUUUGUUUUUGUUUGCUUUUUAUUGUUGUUUGAUUUCUAUAUAUUUUGCGAUCAGAUAAACUAGUUCAAACACACGAUGAACUAGCUCAAUUGUCCGAACAUAUAUAUAUAUAUGAAUUUCUCCUUUUAAAACAA